Camelina sativa (false flax) is the source of this 3140-nucleotide messenger RNA. RefSeq lists its product as uncharacterized. The record is from RefSeq and is a predicted model, not a curated record. Gene Ontology annotation, molecular function: oxidoreductase activity; methyltransferase activity. NCBI's taxonomy places the organism in Eukaryota, Viridiplantae, Streptophyta, Magnoliopsida, Brassicales, Brassicaceae.
AUAAACACAAAAUACAAUGUGGCUGGCUGGCUGGGCUUAUCUCCUCAGCACAAGUGUUUCAUUUUACACUCUCAUCCAAUAGUGUCGUUUACUCUUCAAUCCUCCUCCUUCAUUCCCCCACUCCAAAUUUUUCUUCAUUUUUUUUUUUGCUUUCUGAAAAACAAGAAAAGGUUAAAACUAAUAAACCAAAAUUUUUCAGUUUUAGAAUUCCAAGAUAUCCGGGAAUGAGCGUAUCUCGCUAGCUAGACUCAUUCCAGCCAACUCUGAAUCCAAUUCCCAUUUCCAGAUCCAAAUCCCAUUGUGUUCCAAACUAACAAGAGGGACUACAAAAUUGAAAAUUUCUCUUUAACAAAAAUUACGAAAGAGAUAAAAAAAAAAAAAUGAAAGUGGCGGUGAUAGGGAGUGGGAUAAGUGGAUUAGGAAGUGCCUACGUACUUGCGAAUCAAGGAGUCGAAGAGGUUGUGUUGUACGAGAAAGAAGAGUCAUUGGGAGGUCAUGCUCGAACGGUGCGUUUCGAUGGUGUUGACUUGGACCUUGGUUUCAUGGUCUUUAAUCGUGUUACAUAUCCAAACAUGAUGGAGUUCUUUGAGAAACUUGGAGUAGACAUGGAGGUUUCAGACAUGUCUUUCGCGGUGAGCCUUGACAAUGGCAAAGGUUGCGAAUGGGGAAGCCGUAAUGGUGUCUCUGGAUUAUUUGCUCAGAAAAAGAACGUUUUAAAUCCGUAUUUCUGGCGAAUGAUUAGAGAAAUUGUUAAAUUUAAAGAAGAUGUUUUAAAAUAUAUCAAGGAGCUCGAGGGUAACCCCGAUAUUGAUCGAAAUGAAACCUUGGGAGAAUUCCUCAAUGCUCGUGGAUACUCUGAGUUAUUUCAGCAAGCUUAUUUGGUUCCGAUAUGUGGUUCUAUAUGGUCGUGCCCAUCAGAUGGUGUCUUAAACUUCUCGGCUUACUCUGUUCUUUCGUUUUGCUGCAACCACCACCUUCUUCAGAUCUUCGGGAGGCCACAGUGGCUAACUGUUGCAGGACGUUCUCAGACUUAUGUCGCAAAGGUUAGGGCAGAAUUGGAGCGACUAGGAUGCAAGAUCAGAACAAGCUGCGAUGUAAAAUCUGUUUCGACAUCCGAAAAUGGUAGUGUUACUGUUACAAGUGGAGAUGGAUCUGAGGAAGUAUUCGAUAGGUGCAUAUUGGCUAUGCAUGCCCCAGAUGCUCUGAGAUUGCUUGGUGAAGAAGUCACAUUUGAUGAAACUAGAGUUCUUGGUGCUUUCCGAUACGUUUACAGCGAUAUAUAUCUCCAUCACGACAUUGAUUUGAUGCCACGGAACCAAGCAGCUUGGAGCUCGUGGAACUUCUUAGGAAGUACGGAAAAGAAAGUAUGUGUAACAUACUGGCUCAAUAUACUUCAGAACCUUGGCGAGAAAUGUGAACCAUUUUUUGUAACACUUAACCCAGACCAUCCCCCAAAGAAAGCAUUGCUCAAAUGGACUACUGGUCACCCUGUACCUUCAGUUUCAGCUUGGACAGCUUCACAAGAGCUUCACAAGAUUCAGGGAAAACGUAACCUAUGGUUCUGUGGUGCAUAUCAGGGCUAUGGUUUCCAUGAAGAUGGACUAAAGGCUGGUAUGGCAGCUGCACGAGGUUUGCUAGGGAAAGAAACGGCUCUUCUGAACAAUCCGCGGCAUAUGGUCCCUUCCUUGACAGAAACAGGGGCUCGGCUUUUCGUUACUAGGUUUAUGGGACAAUUCAUAUCGACUGGUUGUGUAACAAUACUUGAAGAAGGAGGAACUAUGUUCACAUUCGGAGGGAAAGAUUCUACUUUUCCGUUGAAAUCUGUCCUCAAGAUUCACAGUCCUCAAUUUUACUGGAAGGUUAUGACACAAGCGGAUUUAGGACUUGCAGAUGCUUAUAUUAAUGGAGAUUUCUCUUUCGUAGAUAAAGACUCAGGACUUUUGAAUCUGAUUAUGAUUCUCAUUGCUAACAGAGAUACGAAAUCAAAUCUUACGAAGAAAAGGGGAUGGUGGACACCGAUGUUUCUAACUGCCGGUGUAGCUUCUGCAAAGUAUUUUUUAAAGCAUGUCUCUAGGCAGAACACAUUAACACAAGCUCGUAGAAACAUUUCUCGUCACUAUGACCUUAGCAAUGAGCUUUUCGGUUUCUUCUUGGAUGAUACCAUGACUUACUCCUCUGCAGUAUUCAAGUCAGACGAUGAGGAUCUUAAAACUGCACAGAUGAGGAAAAUAUCUCUUCUGAUAGACAAGGCGAGAAUAGAGAAGAACCAUGAGGUUUUGGAGAUUGGAUGUGGAUGGGGAACUUUGGCCAUAGAAGUUGUGAAAAGAACUGGAUGCAAAUACACUGGCAUUACACUAUCUAUUGAACAGCUUAAGUAUGCAGAAGAAAAAGUGAAAGUAGCUGGACUUCAGGAUAGUAUUAAGUUUGAACUAUGUGAUUAUCGCCAACUAUCUGAUGUCCAAAAAUAUGACAGAAUCAUAUCUUGCGAGAUGCUAGAAGCGGUUGGCCAUGAGUUCAUGGAGAUGUUUUUCAGUCGAUGUGAAGCCGCGCUAGCAGAAAACGGCUUAAUCGUCUUGCAGUUCAUAUCGAUACCCGAAGAGCGAUACAAUGAGUACAGACUAAGUUCAGAUUUCAUAAAAGAAUACAUAUUCCCCGGUGGCUGUCUUCCUUCUUUAGCCAGAGUUACUUCAGCUAUGUCUUCUUCUUCUAGGCUAUGCAUUGAACAUGUUGAGAACAUUGGGAUUCAUUACUACCAAACUUUAAGAUUGUGGAGGAAGAACUUCUUGGAGAGACAGAAACAAAUCAUGGCUCUUGGAAUUGAUGAUAAAUUCAUAAGGACAUGGGAAUACUAUUUCGAUUAUUGCGCAGCUGGUUUCAAGACUCUUACUCUUGGAAACUACCAGUUGGUGUUCUCACGUCCAGGGAACGUAGCUGCAUUCGCGGAUUCAUACCAAGGAUUCCCUUCUGCUUAUUGUAUCACCUGAGAGGCACCAAACAACAUUUGGUUGCUUAUAUUUUUCGAUCUAUACAAUAUUUUGAUGAGCUGAGAUAACAGUAUGAUUAUUUAUUUAUUUGGAUGGGUGUGCUAAUUGUGAAAGUUUUGUUAAAUAAAAAAAAGUGAUUAUCAUUUACUUGUUGAA